GGACAGUAUUAAAUCUGGUAACUUGAGAGAAAUCUAAUACUAUACCUAAAUAAAAAUUACAAAUUGUUAGAAAUAUUACACCAGAAUGACCAGUUCGGUGAAAUCUCUAGCAGAUGAUGAGCGAUUUGCUUUAAUGAAAUUUAGGCGAAGUGUCCAAGACGUUCUUCAACCACAUCAUGAUGAUCAUUUUUUACUUCGAUGGCUACGAGCACGAAAGUGGGACCCAGUUGCAGCAGAAACAAUGCUCAGAGAGUCGAUGGAGUGGAGGAAGAAAUGGGAUGUUGAUAAAAUUCAUACAUGGGAAGAACCACAAGUAUUAAAGGACUAUUUGGCACAUGGGUUAUCAGGGUUUGAUAAAGAUGGAGCUCCAGUGGUAAUUGUGCCUUUUGCUGGAACUGAUUUAUAUGGAGUUCUGCAUGUGGUACCAAGAAGAGAUAUGGUCAAAGCUACAAUAAAAAUUUUAGAAAAAUAUUUGGCGAUAUGUAGAGAGCAAUAUAGUAAACAUGGACCCAAUGCAAGUCAAUUAGUCGUUAUUUUUGACAUGGAGGACUUCAAUCUUAGACCAUAUUUGUGGAGGCCAGCUGGUGAAGUAGUGAUAACAUUGAUACAGAUGUACGAAGCAAACUAUCCAGAGAUAUUGAAAACUUGUUUCAUAAUAAAUGCUCCGAAGGUUUUUGCAUUUGCAUUUUCUAUUGCUAAGAAAUUUAUGAAUGAAUAUACGAUAUCUAAAAUUCAAAUCUACAAAACAGAUUCAUCAAAGUGGAAAAAAGCUAUUUUUAAAUUAGUUCCAAAAGAAUCAUUACCAGCACACUUUGGAGGAACAUUGACUGAUCCGGAUGGUAAUCCACGGCUCAUAACUAAAAUAUGUCAAGGUGGAAAAGUACCUAAAGAACAGUACUGUUCUACUGAUCAAAAUAAUGAAGACUUUAAAUCAGUUGUUGUUCGAAAAGGCGAUAAAAUGAAGAUAGAUUUUAAGCCUGAUAAAAUUGGAUCGGUUUUAAGCUGGGAAUUUAGAACAGAUGAUCAUGAUAUUAAGUUUGGAAUCACCAAAAAUAAUGAAAAUGGGGAACAGUCAGAAAUCGUUCCUUUACACAGGGUUCCUGCUCAUCAAUUAGAUGAAAUCGGAGUAUUAACAUGUGAAGACUUAGCAACAUACUCUGUUGUUUUCGAUAAUACUUAUAGUUUUUUGAGAAAUAAAAAAGUCCACUACAAUAUUCGUAUUGAAGAACCGAGAGAUGACUUACAAGAAAUUGCAUUGAAUGAUGCAUAAAUUAGCCAAUCUAACAAUUAAGGCUGUGGUGAAUAGAAUAAGAAUGUGGUACUAAUAUAAAUAACUUUUUUUGUAUACAAUUUAUGGGAUGUAAAUAUAUAUAAAAAUAAGAAUUGUAUGAAAUGAUAA
Molecule: messenger RNA, 1399 nt
Organism: Chelonus insularis
Lineage: Eukaryota; Metazoa; Arthropoda; Insecta; Hymenoptera; Braconidae
Product: SEC14-like protein 4
Exons: 9
Coding region: 86-1270 (394 amino acids)
Cellular component (GO): cytoplasm
Source: RefSeq, a predicted model, not a curated record